AUGCGCCCAUCAUACUCAGAUGUCCUUGCCAAGAAUACUAAAAACAAUGCAUCAGCUGAUAAUACACACAAAGUCCAACCACAGAGUGUUGAAACAAAGAACAAGGUGAACUCCAAACUCGAUAAGCCAUCCUCUAAUGCAAAGUGUAGUGAUGAUAAGCAUAAAGUUGAUAAAAAACACUCCAACACUAUUUCUUCAGGCAGUGAGUCAGGGGACAUCAACACAGAUGACACGGAGAGGAACAAAAAACAAAACAAAAAGUCCAAGAAUAAACGUGGGAACAUGUCCUUCAAGUGGUCUUCUUUUGAUGACAUCACUAAUGAAGUAAAUGAAGAGUUAGUUGAUCAAGAUAAUGCAAGUCAGUUUGUGUUCAUAGAAAACAGCGCUGAAAAGUCAUAUAAAAAGGAUAAAAAGUCCGAAAAGAAAAAUAAGAAUUCCGAUAAGAUAGGAAAUGUAGAAAACGAAUUUAUAUUUGAAGAUGACGAUGAUGAAAUUCAAUCUGAAUUUAUUCUUCAAGAUGGCCACAUAGAGGCAUCAAAAGUGAAGAAGCGAAAAGAAGGUCGAAAUUAUCACAAGGCUCCUAAGGUUGCACAAGAUAAAAAGAAGCCAAAUCAGACUAAAGUGAGAAAAAGCAAACCUGGGUACUUGGGUCUGGCUCAAAAUUGCCUGGGGCACUGGGGUGAUGUAACCUGGAAGGCUAUUGCAUGGUUCCUGUACCUACUGUCAGAUAUUUGUGGAAUGAGUUUCCAUCUCUCAUUUGAUCUUUUUACUUCGGUAUUCACCCAAACAUACAUCAGCUCCCAAGCGGUGUGGCGUAGCAGUAAGGACUGGCUCUCACAGAUUGGUAACAACAAAUACCUUCUUUACAUCGACAGAAAAUUCGGGCAUACACGUUUUGGAUUUUGGCGGAAGCUUAAAUGGUUCAAGAAAGAGACAGAAGUGGACAGUAAUGCAGAUGCCUCAAAGCAAAACAUGAACAUACCACUACCUGCCACAGGCGAUGAAGCUAUGAAGCGUUUGUUGGCUUGUAAGGGGAAGGACCCAUACAGCAUACUAGGGGUGAAUGUUAACUGUACUGACGACGAGAUCAAAAGAUACUACCGACGCCAGGCGUUCCUCGUGCAUCCCGACAAAAACCAGCAACCGGGCGCCGAGGAGGCCUUCAAAAUACUCCAGCACGCUUUCGACCUUAUUGGGGAGCCGGAGCUACGCGAGGCCUACGAGCGCCGCGCCGUAGAGUCACGGCACGUAGAGGCCGCUUGGAGCGAACUGAGCCAGCUUUUGACCCAACUGCAAGACAAGAUGGAGUUUGCAGCGAACACAAUCAGAUGCACAAACUGCGGCCGGCGCCACAAGCGCGUGUUGACCGACAGGCCGUGCUACGCCGCGCGCUAUUGCGCUCAGUGCAAGAUUCGACACUCGGCCAAAGAGGGUGACAUUUGGGCGGAGUCGAGUAUGAUGGGCCUGCUAGUGAUGUACUACGCCUGUAUGGACGGCGGUGUGUAUCAAAUUACGCAGUGGGCCAGCUGUCAGAAAAAGAACUUGAAACAACUGAGGCCGGACUGCCACGUGGUGCAAUAUCGCAUCGUGCUUGGCAACAAAGCGGCUGAUGUCAAAACAAACGACCCUAACCUGGAGGAGUUCCUCAACAAUCUGUACAGCAAGAGCGGCUCGGCCGCGAACGCAACAAGCGCUGCGAAAAAAACGGCCGAAUUCAGCUCGGACCCCAAGAAAAAGCGCCCGAAAAAACCCAAGGCU
Molecule: messenger RNA, 1758 nt
Organism: Iphiclides podalirius (scarce swallowtail)
Lineage: Eukaryota; Metazoa; Arthropoda; Insecta; Lepidoptera; Papilionidae
Source: the annotation of a GenBank genome assembly